This is a messenger RNA of Platichthys flesus (European flounder), 1127 nucleotides long. RefSeq lists its product as uncharacterized. Lineage: Eukaryota; Metazoa; Chordata; Actinopteri; Pleuronectiformes; Pleuronectidae. Gene Ontology annotation, cellular component: membrane. Gene Ontology annotation, biological process: adaptive immune response. Gene Ontology annotation, molecular function: signaling receptor activity. The transcript has 4 exons. The coding region runs from base 90 to 695 and encodes 201 amino acids. The record is from RefSeq and is a predicted model, not a curated record.
UCUAUCUAUGACAACAUCUCUCAGAGUAGGCAGAUACAGACACAUUUCCUGCUCAGGAGUUUCGUGUGUCAGUCUCAGUCAUUGUCAACAUGUCUGCUGUCGGCCUGAAGCUCGUAACCCUCCUCUGCUUCUCCUGCACGGCCCUGAGUGACCCAGAAAGGAGCCGAGUGGUGUGGAAAAAAGCUGGAGAAACCACCACCAUCGAGUGCAGGACGUCUGACAUAGUUCCAGACUUCUUGGAUCUGUGCAGGGGUUUCUGUGAGAACGAUAAAGUCCUUCACAUGACUUCAACAAAAGUUAGUCCUCUGCCAGCACUCAGAGACAGGGUUCACGUCAAUGGAGUAUAUCCCAAUGUGGACAUUUCAAUAGAAAACUUGACUUCUGCUGACACAGCGCCAUACUGGUGUGUGUACAAGAAAGUUGUCGGCACCAUAAUAAAGGAGAAGUCCGGAGGAUCUGUCUACCUGGUGGUGGAAGAAGAUCGGGGUGGGUCUGCCGAUGGAAAACAAGCAUGUGAAACAGAUCAACAGCUGGUGGUGACUGUUGUGAUCUCUGCUGUUGUGCUGUUUGGCUUCAUGCUGGGCUUCUUCCUCUGGAUCACCCUCAAGACCAAGACGUUUCGCCCGUCAGAGAAACCGAGACGUGUCCCCAACAAUGAGGUUUACGAGGACAUGCGCAGCACCAUCAGACGCUGAGGACGCCUGGAACCUGAGACCAUUCAGCCUCCGCUCCACUGGGGCGCAGCUGAAGUGAUGCGUGCGAGGCAGUGCAGCAACUCAGCAUGUUUUAUAUCAGGUCUCUUCAGGAUGUCAGUGUGUCAGUGAGAAGCUGCAGAGACAUUGCUAAAUUUGAAGAAGGUGCAAGGAAGCAGAACAGGUCGUUAUGGUUCAGCUGUGAAACACAAACAUCACAAUUUGAAUAUGGUUCUGUGAAUAAUGUAAAUACAUCUUCUUUAAUGUCAGUAUGUUUUUUUUUAUAGUUUUGUAAAGUUUAUACCGUGAUGACAGAUGAUUUAUUGUUUUAACAAAAUACAUUAAUUUUCAUUUGAAUGCCAUGUGAGAUAGGUGCUAUGUAUUUUUUGAUAAUAACUGCAAUUUGAUAUGCAAUCAAUAAACUUUUUUAUGUUU